CGGCUUGUGGUAGAAAGGAAGGACGGGGGAACCGCGGAGGGUAUCUCCCCGACGGAAGAAGUUUGGGCCUGCCGGCUCGCCGUCCCCGCCGCCGGUGGCCAUCUUGUGUGUGGUGGUGGCGGCGGCAGCGGCUGCGCUUCGCCGGCUCCAGGCCUCUCCUCGCCCGGUCGGAGUCGCCCGCUGUUGUGUGGGAAGCCGCGCCAUGUCCGCGGAGAGCCCGGAGCCCGCUUCGGCCGAGGAGCAGAAGGAAAUGGAAGACAAGGUGAUUAGCCCGGAGAAAGCUGAAGAAGCCAAGCUGAAGGCCAGAUAUCCGCAUCUGGGACAAAAGCCCGGGGGCUCGGAUUUCUUGAGAAAGAGGCUUCAGAAAGGACAAAAGUAUUUUGAUUCAGGGGAUUACAAUAUGGCCAAGGCGAAAAUGAAGAACAAGCAGCUUCCCACCGCAGCCCCUGACAAGACGGAAGUUACGGGGGACCAUAUCCCUACCCCACAGGACCUUCCUCAGCGAAAACCGUCUCUCGUUGCUAGCAAGCUGGCCGGUUGACCAGAAUCUCAGAACGGCAUGAAUUUUCUCAUUCCCGUAACCUUUCCUCAGUAGUUAUUUCUCACUUUUUGUUGGUUUUGUUUCCACUGAGUUGUUGACUGAUAGCUUUGCAGGUAGCGAUAGCCUGUGCUGCUAUUGUAAGAGAGUCCUGUUAAGAAUUAAGUCGAGUAGUCCUUGGAUGAGUCUAGAGCAAUGCACUGAUUUAAACAAAAAAAAAGGACACGUUUUGUUACAACAAUGUAAAGUUAAUCUACUUGAAAAUGUACAUAUUACCUAUUUGCUAGUGUAGGGCUGGUUCCAGCGAGUGACAUAAUGGCAAGUUUGACAAUUUUUAACGUUUCUGCUUUCCUAAGUUCACUUUAAUUACAGCAUCGUAUGUUUGUAUUGAAUACAACCCCCUGUGUUUCUUCUUGUGUUUUGGUUUUGUAUACUAGAGGUUUUAGACCACAAGUCGUUAGAAGGUAAAGCAUGUAUUUAAAAAAAGAGAGAGAGACGGGGCUCCGAUUUAAUUUGCGUAUCUGCUCUUGAACUUGAAUGGCCUUAACCCUAUUUCAGCUUUAACAAUAGAUUUUUUACUUGGGCAAUAUUUGCUCAUUUUUGGGUGUAAUUCUUGUGAACCUAGUGCUUAUUGACAACCGUCUGUUGAAGCUGGUAUUCCUUUGGAUUCCGUAGUGUAGAACACGUUCUUGCAGUGAAUGAAGUGUGCAUGUGCAUCGACUGAAUUCACUUUUGUGCCAUUUCUGUAAAUAAGAUAGUUUUGCACAACUUUUGCAAAUAUCUGUUAUCUCUACGUUUGGAAAAAAAUGUGCCAACUGGAAGCACAAGUUAUUCUGUACCUUUGAAAGUCAUAAUCCUCUCAGUCAGAACUAGCUUACUGAAAGUAACAGACUUGUAUGUGGAAGGUUUGGGGAACGCCUAAAGUACUAUUCAUUAAUAUACCCAUUUUUGGACGUAUCAGCAAUGACCUUCAGCAUCUGGUCCUAAGAUAGAAACACUUCAGGCUAAUGUAUCGAAAUUGUAAUUCAGCUUACUUUAAGGAUAACUGAGUGAAUUAAAGGCAGAUAUACCACAUGAAGUAGCUUGUAGAUCGCAGUGUAAGAUGUCUUAAGGCUAGCUAUAUUUGCUUUUCAAUAUCUUUGGGGGGGAAAAACUACACCUUUUAAGACUUGUUUGAACUACAGGAUGCUUUGGAAUGUGUAAGUAUGGAGGAAUCUGUGUUUUUAUGGAAGGUCUUUUGAUAUGUUAAGUACACCUGUGUGGUCAGAAGAAAUUCUAACUUUAAUUUGGAUGAAGAGGUGAAGGUAUUUUCAGGCGAUACUUAAGAAUUUCACAUACGCUAUAGUGACAAGCUAAUUCCUUGAAUCAGAUGAAAACAAUUAGAAAUGUUUUUUUGUCAAUGUAUAUUAUAGGUAGAUACUCCAAGAGGGAUUAUUCCUGUAAAGUGGACCUGUUUAAGAUUUAAGUGUAUGGCUAAAGUGGAUAUUUAACCAACUUGUUCAUAAUAAUCAGUUGAUGUCAAGGAUGGUAUUAGAGGAAUUCCCGAUUGCUUUUACCAAGCAUCUUCAUUUUGAGCAGUCCUGUUACUUCAGCUUCCAAGAGGAGCCAUAUUUAAGGUUGAAAUAUUCCUCUAAGAAGCACGCUAGAAUCAAUGCGGCUAAUAGUUACUAUGUUAGAGUAUGUUCUGACCAACAAUAGUAGGUGUUGUAACUAAAAGCCCUGAUUUUCAAAGGUACCGAGCAGCGCUAUCUCCAAUUCAUCCCGUCUGUUAAAAAAAUCUGAUCUUGUUUCUAUACCAAAAGUAAACAUGGUAUAACACACGGGUGAUAGAUUUUGGAGAUUAAUGUUACUUGUGAAGGGUUAUUUUAUUAUCGGGCUGUCUUACAGAAAGGAGAUGCCUUUAAAUUCUUGGACAUACCAACCUUUGUCUGUGGGUAGUGAUUCAGCAGGCCUCAUUUUUACUCUUAUCUCUCUGUAGCAUUUGAAAUUGACUCUCUUAGUUGCAAUUGACAACCACAACAAUUACACUUUGCUUUUAAAAAAUCAAGGGAGAAGGAUCCCAUUUACCAGAUCAGGAGCUCAGUGGUAAUAAAUGGGUUUCCUCGGAAGGUCAUCUUUAAAAAGUCAUAAUUUUAUUUUUGUACGGGUAGUAAGUUCAAAAGCUAAGCUUUGUAUGAAUUGAACUACUGUGGCCUAAACCUAGUAAUUCCUAACAGAAAACGAUUGUUUUCUGGUUGCUGUUGUACUGCAGGUGAAUAGUCAGGUUGAAUUAGUAUAAUAUGUAGGGAGGUAUAAAUAGCCAUGUAAACCUAAACAUUCCACCACUACCCCACCCCUGGUUAUAGUUUGCUGUUUUGCAUUAUUGAUGCCACUGUACAAAUUGACCAUUUCCCAUUACUGAAUUAAAAUAUUAAGGCUGUAAAGAAAACCUAAAUCGAUGAUGUGUAGGAAUAUAUACUUACAGUCCCAAACUGGUCUGGUCUGAUAGUGAGCCCAAAUUUCUGGAGAAACCUCAACGAUUUUGAAAGUCUGGUCAUCUACGCUGUUAAGGAUUCAAGGUGUUAGACCAACAAUCAUUUUAAUAAAAGACUGACUUACCACUUCCAGCUGACUCCCAUCAUGAUGAAGCUGUAAAGCCUAUGUACAUACUGUAUAAUAUGAGUUUUACUUUGAUAAACGACCUUUUUCAGAGAUCUAUCUGCACUAUAGUCGGGCAACCUCUCAGCUUUAUGCAGUGAUUAGUAGUGCUUAAGUAUGUCUACAAUGAAGACGGUAUCUAGCAGCCUGCUCCUUGAAUUUUCCCCAUUAGUUACAAGUGGAGUAAAUCAAGUGAUUCCUAAGUAUCCUUCCCUUUACUGCUGUCCCAUUACUUAUAGUUAGAGGAGAGAGUUUGUGCAGAGGCCACACAAAAAACUGUUUGGUUCGAUAUGUUGUCCCUUAAUGCAUUCCUGAUGCUGAACUGGUGAAAUUUUCAAUUGCUCCUUACCAACACACUGUAUAGUAUGCAUAAUAAAUUCAUCUAAUUAGU
Sphaerodactylus townsendi is the source of this 3566-nucleotide messenger RNA. It is a transcript of the gene ARPP19, whose product is annotated as cAMP regulated phosphoprotein 19. Bases 203 to 541 code for a protein of 112 amino acids. NCBI's taxonomy places the organism in Eukaryota, Metazoa, Chordata, Lepidosauria, Squamata, Sphaerodactylidae. The record is from RefSeq and is a predicted model, not a curated record. The transcript is spliced from 3 exons. Gene Ontology annotation, cellular component: cytoplasm. Gene Ontology annotation, molecular function: protein phosphatase inhibitor activity.